AUGAACGAGAUAAUUUUCGGGGAUCCGGGCCCGGGCCGCGGGAUCCGUGAGAUUUUGGUCUCGGAAAGAAUUCAGAAAGAUGAGCAACAGGUCCAGGAAGGCUUCUGAUCCGGAAAAACCCGGAAAAAAAUCCCAAGAAAAAAAGACCCGAAACCAUGAACGAGAUUUUUUUCGGGGAUCCGGGCCCGGGCCGCGGGAUCCGUGAGAUUUUGGUCUCGGAAAGAAUUCAGAAAGAUGAGCAACAGGUCCAGGAAGGCUUCUGAUCCGGAAAACCCGGAAAAAAAUCCCAAGAAAAAAAGACCCGAAACCAUGAACGAGAUUUUUUUCGGGGAUCCGGGCCCGGGCCGCGGGAUCCGUGAGAUUUUGGUCUCGGAAAGAAUUCAGAAAGAUGAGCAACAGGUCCAGGAAGGCUUCUGAUCCGGAAAAACCCGGAAAAAAAUCCCAAGAAAAAGACCCGAAACCAUGAACGAGAGAUUUUUUUUCGGGGAUCCGGGCCCGGGCCGCGGGAUCCGUGAGAUUUUUGGUCUUGGAAAGAAUUCAGAAAGAUGAGCAACAGGUCCAGGAAGGCUUCUGAUCCGGAAAAACCCGGAAAAAAAUCCCAAGAAAAAAAGACCCGAAACCAUGAACGAGAUUUUUUUCGGGGAUCCGGGCCCGGGCCGCGGGAUCCGUGAGAUUUUGGUCUCGGAAAGAAUUCAGAAAGAUGAGCAACAGGUCCAGGAAGGCUUCUGAUCCGGAAAAACCCGGAAAAAAAUCCCAAGAAAAAAAGACCCGAAACCAUGAACGAGAUAUUUUUCGGGGAUCCGGGCCCGGGCCGCGGGAUCCGUGAGAUUUUGGUCUCGGAAAGAAUUCAGAAAGAUGAGCAACAGGUCCAGGAAGGCUUCUGAUCCGGAAAACCCGGAAAAAAAUCCCAAGAAAAAAGACCCGAAACCAUGAACGAGAGAUUUUUUUCGGGGAUCCGGGCCCGGGCCGCGGGAUCCGUGAGAUUUUUGGUCUCGGAAAGAAUUCAGAAAGAUGAGCAACAGGUCCAGGAAGGCUUCUGAUCCGGAAAACCCGGAAAAAUCCCAAGAAAAAGACCCGAAACCAUGAACGAGAGAUUUUUCGGGGAUCCGGGCCCGGGCCGCGGGAUCCGUGAGAUUUUGGUCUCGGAAAGAAUUCAGAAAGAUGAGCAACAGGUCCAGGAAGGCUUCUGAUCCGGAAAAACCCGGAAAAAAAUCCCAAGAAAAAAAGACCCGAAACCAUGAACGAGAUUUUUUUCGGGGAUCCGGGCCCGGGCCGCGGGAUCCGUGAGAUUUUGGUCUCGGAAAGAAUUCAGAAAGAUGAGCAACAGGUCCAGGAAGGCUUCUGAUCCGGAAAAACCCGGAAAAAAAUCCCAAGAAAAAAAGACCCGAAACCAUGAACGAGAGAUUUUUCGGGGAUCCGGGCCCGGGCCGCGGGAUCCGUGAGAUUUUGGUCUCGGAAAGAAUUCAGAAAGAUGAGCAACAGGUCCAGGAAGGCUUCUGAUCCGGAAAACCCGGAAAAAUCCCAAGAAAAAGACCCGAAACCAUGAACGAGAGAUUUUUCGGGGAUCCGGGCCCGGGCCGCGGGAUCCGUGA
This is a messenger RNA of Caenorhabditis auriculariae, 1592 nucleotides long. Lineage: Eukaryota; Metazoa; Nematoda; Chromadorea; Rhabditida; Rhabditidae. The record is from the annotation of a GenBank genome assembly.